This is a messenger RNA of Salvelinus fontinalis (brook trout), 2877 nucleotides long. Its product is annotated as polymeric immunoglobulin receptor-like. The coding region runs from base 507 to 1238 and encodes 243 amino acids. The transcript has 3 exons. NCBI's taxonomy places the organism in Eukaryota, Metazoa, Chordata, Actinopteri, Salmoniformes, Salmonidae. The record is from RefSeq and is a predicted model, not a curated record.
UAAAGUACAGGAAGUUUGUUUUUAAGUUAUUAAAAUUAGAGAGAGAACAGAGAGAGUUGUAGACUUAUUAUAUCAGGACAUAUAGACACCUGGACCAACCUGAGGAGAACACAGCAUUAUAUCAGGACCUAUAGACACCUGGACCAACCUGGAGAGAACACAGCAUUAUAUCAGGACCUGUAGACACCUGGACCAACCUGGAGAGAACACAACAUUAUAUCAGGACCUGUAGACACCUGGACCAACCUGGAGAGAACACAGCAUUAUAUCAGGACCUAUAGACACCUGGACCAACCUGGAGAGAACACAGCAUUAUAUCAGGACCUAUAGACACCUGGACCAACCUGUAGAGAACACAGCAUUAUAUCAGGACCUAUAGACACCUGGACCAACCUGGAGAGAACACAACAUUAUAUCAGGACCUAUAGACACCUGGACCAACCUGGAGAGAACACAGCAUUAUAUCAGGACCUAUAGACACCUGGACCAACCUGGAACACAUCAAGAUGAGGAUCCUGCUGAUAGUCAUCCUCCUCUCCUUCAUGACAGGUUGUUUGAGCUCCUUCAAAGUGACAGGAUACUCUGGAGGAACUGUCAUCAUCGACUGUGAUUAUUACACAGAAUACGGAAGUCAUGACAAAUAUUUCUGCGUGGAGCAGGACAGUUGGAGUUGUGAGGAUCAAAUCAGAACUGGAUUGAAGAACACCUGGGUAAACAGUGGUAGAUUCUCUCUGUAUGACGUCACUGGAGGAAACUACUUCAAGGUGAUCAUCAGACAACUGACCAGUCAAGAUGAAGGGACCUACUGGUGUGGAGUGGACAAACCUGCUAUACCUGACAGUUAUACCAAGGUAGAGCUGGAUGUGAAGAAGGAUGACUGCUGUGAGAAGUCAGUCACAGAGACGGCCUAUCUGGGAGGAGAAGCUACCAUCAGAUGCAACUAUCCAGAGGACCAUGAGGACAGCACCAAGUAUUUCUGCAAGGAAAGCAAUGACUUCAAGACUUGUGUUAAUAUGACCUCUGCUCACCAGACAACUGCAGAAGCUGGUCGUUUCUCUGUGUCUGACAACACAGGAGAGAGAUUCUCCACAGUGACCAUCAGGGACCUGACUGAAGAUGAUACUGGGACCUACUGGUGUGGAGUAGAAACCAGCAGGACAGAACAACGUUACAUUACACUGAUCACACAGGUGAAGCUGCUUGUUAGAAGUGAGAAUAAACUUCUUCUUUCUCUUUAACAUGUGAACAUAAACACACAAGUUACACUCAUAUCUAUUUGAUAAAAGUAGUUUAAUUGAAAUGAUAAUUGCAUGACAUUUGUAUUGUCAUUCACAUGUUUAAUGUGUUUGAUACCGUUCCAUCCAUUCCAUUCCAGCCACUGUUAUUAGCCAGUCCUCCUAUAUCUCUGUUCACCAGCCUCCUCUGCUCCUCACGCUGUCCGCCUGCAGUAACUAUGUUAUAUACUGUCUGACCAUGUAAAUAAUAUAUAGCAUUCUAUUAUAUCGGUCUAUUAGUUAUAACUACAGUAUGUUAGUCAGUGUGUUAGUGGAGGCUGGGUGUUUGUAGUGGAACACAGUAACUUCCUCUGUAAUAACUGUGUGUUUGUAGUGGUGUGAAAAGACACUGGACCAGAACACUGUAACUUCCUGUGUAAUAACUGUGUGUUUGUAGUGGAGUGAAAAGACACUGGACCAGAACACAGUAACUUCCUGUGUAAUAACUGUGUGUUUGUAGUGGAGUGAAAAGACACUGGACCAGAACACUGUAACUUCCUCUGUAAUAACUGUGUGUUUGUAGUGGUGUGAAAAGACACUGGACCAGAACACUGUAACUUCCUGUGUAAUAACUGUGUGUUUGUAGUGGAGUGAAAAGACACUGGACCAGAACACAGUAACUUCCUGUGUAAUAACUGUGUGUUUGUAGUGGAGUGAAAAGACACUGGACCAGAACACAGUAACUUCCUGUGUAAUAACUGUGUGUUUGUAGUGGAGUGAAAAGACACUGGACCAGAACACAGUAACUUCCAUCUGUAUUAACUGUGUGUUUGUAGUGGAGUGAAAAGACACUGGACCAGAACACUGUAACUUCCUCUGUAAUAACUGUGUGUUUCUAUAUCUGUCUCAGUAUCACUAAGCAGUCAUAUGUUCAACAUAUAAAACCCCAAGUUUCAGUAUGAAUGUCAUCAUGAAACCUGCAGUUGUCAUCAGAGAGAGAGAGAGAGAGAGAUAUGGUGAGUUUUAAUAACUCUACCUCCAUGUACAUUUUACCACAAAUACCUCGACAUCCAUGCUCCCACACGUUGACUCUGUACCGGUACCCCGUGUAUAUAGUCUCCACAUUGACUCUGUACCGGUACCCCUUGUAUAUAGUCUCCACAUUGACUCUGUACCGGUACCCCCUGUAUAUAGUCUCCACAUUGACUCUGUACCGGUACCCCUUGUAUAUAGUCUCCACAUUGACUCUGUACCGGUACCCCUUGUAUAUAGUCUCCACAUUGACUCUGUACCGGUACCCCUUGUAUAUAGUCUCCACAUUGACUCUGUACCGGUACCCCCUGUAUAUAGUCUCCACAUUGACUCUGUACCGGUACCCCCUGUAUAUAGUCUCCACAUUGACAAUUACCUCGACAUCCAUGCUCCUACACAUUGACUCUGUACCGGUACCCCUUGUAUAUAGUCUCCACUAUGACUCUGUACCGGUACCCCUUGUAAAUAGUCUCCACAUUGACUCUGUACCGGUACCCCUUGUAUAUAGUCUCCACAUUGACUCUGUACCGGUACCCCUUGUAUAUAGUCUCCACAUUGACUCUGUACCGAUACCCCUUGUAUAUAGCCUCCACAUUGACUCUGUACCGGUACCCCCUGUAUAUAGUCUCCA